This is a messenger RNA of Staurois parvus, 347 nucleotides long. Lineage: Eukaryota; Metazoa; Chordata; Amphibia; Anura; Ranidae. The record is from the annotation of a GenBank genome assembly.
ACCAAGAGACUGCGGACACAGUACAGGAGGUGACCAGAGACUGCGGACACAGUACAGGGGAUGACCAGAGACUGCAGACAGUACAGGGGAUGACCAGAGACUGCGGACACAGUACAGGGGAUGAACAAGAGACUGCAGACAGUACAGGGGAUGACCAGAGACUGCGGACACGGUACAGGAGACGACCAGAGACUGCGGACACGGUACAGGAGAGACGACCAGAGACUGCAGACACGGUACAGGAGACGACCAGAGACUGCGGACACAGUACAGGAGACGACCAGAGACUGCGGACACAGUACAGGAGACGACCAGAGACUGCGGACACAGUACAGGACAUGACCAGA